GAGAUAUUUCGAAGACAGAGAAAAAGGAGGGAAAGUCUCUCUCUCUCUCUCUCUCUUUCACGCCCCCGCAAUCGGUCCUUACUGUCCAUUUCUCUCUCGAUUCCCUCCCCGUUUCUCCGAUCGCUUCCUCCGGCGGAGCUCAGACGAUGAGUGCUCCCAUGGAGAUUUCGGUGCAAGGCACCGCAGACGCUGAGAUCCCCGAGCAGAACGGCGUCGCAGCUCCACCAGCGCUGUCUCUCGCCCCACCAGAGCUGUCUCCGGAUCCGAUCCUCUCCGAGGAGAAAGUUCUCGUUUCAGUCGAGGUCUGCCUCAAGCCCUCGAGCACAGUUCGUGCAGACGAUGUUCGAUCGGCUGUUGAGAGGAUGCUUGAAAAGAGGAGUUUAAGCUAUGUUGAUGGCCCCGUCGAGGUGCCUAUUGAUAAUCCGUUCUUGAUGGAUAAUGUCCAGAGAAUUUCAAUUUGUGACACUGAUGAAUGGGCCAAAAACCAUGGCGUGCUGUUGUUCUGGCAAGUCAAACCUGUCGUGCAUGUCUUUCAGCUUAGUGAGGAAGGGCCAUGUGAAGAACCAGAUGCUGAUGGGCAGCUAUCUAGUUUCAAUGAGUGGAUUCUCCCAGCAAAGGAGUUUGAUGGCAUGUGGGAAAGCCUAAUUUAUGAACCUGGUCUGAAACAACGGUUGUUACGAUAUGCACAAAGUGCAUUGCUCUUUACUGAGAAGGGUGUAAAUCCUUUUCUUGUGUCAUGGAACCGCAUAAUUCUUUUACACGGACCUCCAGGGACUGGAAAGACAUCACUAUGUAAAGCUCUGGCCCAGAAAUUGUCCAUACGGUUUAAUUCCAGAUAUCCACAGUGCCAACUGGUUGAAGUUAAUGCUCAUUCCUUGUUCAGUAAAUGGUUUUCUGAAAGUGGGAAGCUGGUUGCAAAGCUUUUCCAAAAGAUUCAAGAAAUGGUGGAGGAAGAAAACAAUCUGGUAUUUGUUUUGAUUGAUGAAGUUGAGAGUCUUGCUGCUGCAAGAAAGGCUGCUUUGUCUGGUUCUGAACCUUCAGAUUCGAUUCGGGUUGUGAAUGCACUGCUUACUCAGAUGGACAAAUUAAAAUCAUCACCGAAUGUGCUUAUUUUGACUACAUCAAACAUUACCACUGCUAUAGAUAUUGCAUUUGUGGAUAGAGCUGAUAUUAAAGCAUAUGUUGGUCCUCCAACUCUUCGAGCACGUUAUGAAAUUCUGAGUUCCUGCUUGCAAGAACUUGUCAGGACAGGAAUACUGUCAAAAUUCCAGGAUUCAGAUGAGCUUUUGCCCCCAAAUUAUGCUAGCGUCACGGGAAAUAUGAACUUGCUUCCUCGGGAGGCUGAGGCAGCUGAACUAUGUAAGAAAUUGCUUGAAACUGCCGAGGUGUGUGAGGGAUUGAGUGGAAGGUCAUUAAGAAAGCUUCCGUUUUUAGCACACUCAUCUCUGGCUGACCCUACCCGAUGCGAUCCUUGCAAGUUCUUGGAUACAAUGAUACAGACAGCAGUGAGAGAGCGAUCUGAACUACCCGACUGAAUGACAGCUGAACAUGCUAGCAACCGGUUUUUAGUCUUAUAAUUUUGCUGCUGUUUAGCUGCUGUGUAUCUUUCUCGUUGGAGAAUUGUAUCAGAUCAGUCUAACAAAGAGAACAGCAUAUGCUUAAUCUGUGUUCUGCGGGGCUCUUUGCAUGACACCGGCCUAGUGGCUAGGGCCACUAGUGUAUAUUUAGUCUUAGCAUUACUUGUGGCCCCGAGAGUCGGGCCAUUUAAAACUGUCGUGAAUGCAUUUACUGAAAACUCGUUAUUCAAGGAAAGCUGGUUCUCCUAUAAAUGCAUUUUGAAAAA
Molecule: messenger RNA, 1843 nt
Organism: Punica granatum (pomegranate)
Lineage: Eukaryota; Viridiplantae; Streptophyta; Magnoliopsida; Myrtales; Lythraceae
Source: RefSeq, a predicted model, not a curated record